AUGCCUUUCGGCAUACUUGAGUGCAAAAAAAUGGAGGUCGUUCCUGGAACGGCCUUCAUGAGUGAUCAGGACGAUUUGCCUCCAGAGUACUCAGAUAUACCUAGAGAACUCCUCAAACACGGCAAGGGCAGAUACAAGGACGUGAUUCUGGUGCCACAGCCUUCGGACAGCCCUAAUGACCCCUUGAACUGGCCCCAAUGGCAGAAAGAAGUAAUCCUCCUCGUCGUUGGGCUUGCCGCCGCGGUAGUCGGUGCAUACGGCCCCAUGCUGUCCCCAGGCUUCGUCCAAGUCUCAGCCGACCUAGGCAUCACCGUCGAAGUCCUCUCGCAAGCCACCGCCUGGCUUAUCCUCACCAUCGGCCUCUCCCUCUUCAUCACCAACCCACUCGCAAAGAUCUUCGGCCGCCGACCAAUCUACAUCAUAUCCAUCUUCAUCAUGUUCGCCACGAGCGUGUGGGGCGCGGCUGUCACCAACUACAGCUCAUUCCUGGCCAGCCGCAUCGUCGCGGGCAUCGGCAUGGCCCCCUUUGAGAUCCUGGUGCAGUGCACCAUUGGCGAUCUAUACUUUGUGCACGAGCGCGCCACCCGCAUCGCCGUGUGGAACCUUUUCUUGCUCACGGGCAUUGCUGGAGGUGCGCUGAUCUCGGGCUACAUUAUCGAGCUGGACGGGUACAGGUGGACGUUUGGGGUUUGUGCCAUCUUCUUUGGAGUUUUGAUGUUCGGCGUCGUCUUUCUUGUCCCGGAGACGGCGUACAGGAGAGACUCGGUGGUUCCCAUCUUGGUCAAGGAUGAGAAGAGUGAGUUGCACGGUGGCAUGGUGCACAUGGAGCUGGGACAUGAGCACGACCUAGUGCACUCUGAGAAGGGCGUCAUGCAUCAUGUCGAGCACAACCAGGCAAGCACAGAGAAGAGGCACACCUUCUGGCAGUCUCUUCGUGUGUUUACUGGGCGGUACACCGACGCUCCGGCCUGGAAGAUCUUCUUGCGUCCAGUCGUCAUGUGGUUCUACCCAGCUGUUCUCUGGGGAUUUCUCAUCUAUGGAACGACACUCACCUGGAUCGUUGUCUUUUCCGUCGUCAAUGGUGUCAUCUUUGUCGCUCCGCCUUACAACUUCACAGUCAGCCAGACCGGAUUGAUCAGUCUGUCACCCUUCAUCCUCACAAUCAUAGGCGAGGUCAUCUCCGGUCCUCUCAACGACUGGAUCUGCGUGCACCUCACCAAGAAAAACAAGGGCAUCUACGAGCCCGAGUUCCGCCUCCCGCUCAUCAUCGUGGCCGUUGUCCUGGGUACCGUUGGCUUCUUUGGGUUCGGAGCCACGAUCCACUACCAGACGCACUGGGCUGGGCCUGUGCUUUGUUUCGGCUUUGCCAAUAUGAGCCUGGUCUUUGCCUCUACUUGCGUGUUUGGGUAUAUUAUCGACAGCUACCGGCAGCACAAUGAGGAGGCUUUUGUGGCCAUCAACGCGAGGAAUCUGUUGACGUUUGGACUGACCUACUUCGUCAAUGACUGGUUGGUAGAACAGGGAUCUCUGGUCGUGUUCUCCAUCCUGGGGGCUCUGUUCUUGUUCGUCUGCUCGCUCACGAUACCUUUGUGGAUCUUUGGCAAGAAAAUCCGAAGCUCCAUCAGCCGCACCGGAUGGCUGCAGAGGUUCAUGAACGACGAGAGUUAA
This is a messenger RNA of Cryphonectria parasitica EP155, 1668 nucleotides long. RefSeq lists its product as uncharacterized. Lineage: Eukaryota; Fungi; Ascomycota; Sordariomycetes; Diaporthales; Cryphonectriaceae. The transcript is spliced from 6 exons. Gene Ontology annotation, biological process: transmembrane transport. Gene Ontology annotation, molecular function: transmembrane transporter activity. The record is from RefSeq and is a predicted model, not a curated record. The coding region runs from base 1 to 1668 and encodes 555 amino acids.